CAAAUAUUCAUUCUAUACACAUUUUCUUUUCUUCUCCAUUACUCCUUUUGAUUCUUGUUCAAUUUCUCCUGUUUAUACAAUAUGGGUAUCAAUUAUCCAACAAUGGUGCUCUCGUUGAGAGUUUGAACACAAUCAAGUGAGAAAACCUCCCAAUUAACCAAAAUCCACUGAAUCACAAAAAAAACAUCCAAAAAAUCGUUCCAUUUUACAAGAAAUUGAAAAAUCCAGAAGAAAUUAUGAGAUCUGGAACUCCUUUGGCAAUAAAGUCGGUCAAUCGGAGCGGUAGGACCGGAGCUAGUCUGGAAUCUGGACUGUACGGCCGAUGGAGCAGCUGGUCUGGAGCUGUACGGAUCAGAGGAAGCAACCGGAAUCUGGAAUUAGACCAAGCAUCAGAGGCGAUGCUGUAACAGGGCCCUGCUCCGCCGAGAAUCCGACGCAGAUCCGACGCCCCUGGGCUUUAGCUCUCAGUCGCGACCAAUCUGUGUUGCUCCCUCCUAGGCGGGCUACUCAACCUGCAAGCCGAAGCUGGGACGCGUCGGCACAAGCGGCGAAGUGUGGGCUCCAGGUACGGGCUCUGCCACGGCGUCGCCUGCUUUAUCCAGGCGUUCCACCGCUGGGUCUGGCCCCCUUGCAGCUAAGCAGCUCGUCAUAAAAAACGGCGAUCUCCAUCUGCCAUUAAUGGAGGUUCAAAGCUCAGGGAAGGAGAUGAGAAUAUGCCCGAUCCAGUCAACAUCUGCCUCAACGCAGCCCCAGCAGCGACCCCUCCUUUCUUCCUGCUGACGGUGACUGUAGGCGGCUGGCGACGAUCUAAUCCAGACCCCCGGCGGCGUCGAGGAAAGAACCGCUCUCACCUAAUGUUAGCUGCGGGAGAUGAACGCAGGCCACCUAUUAUCCAAUUAUCAGAAGACCUGUCAGUAUCUUUGAAGAAAGGGUCUCCCAGCACAUGGGGUGUUAACUAUCAAUAACUCUGCCCACAUCUUUUGAAGGACCUACUAGCACAUGACUGUUACUUCAGCUACUCCGAUUAAAGCUCCGCUGGGAAACUUAAGGGAAAGCAGUGGGCCAAGAUUACGUGGAACUAGAUAUUGAGCAACAAUUUCAGCAAGCCCAUUAAUUUCAGCCCACUCAUAAAAAGAAAGAUAAGUACUCUUUAAUUAUCUUAUUAUUUAUGUUUAUUUAAAUCACUUUUUUAUCGAUAAAUGUCACACUAUCACACACUUAUGAUCAAAUGCCUAGUAGAGUGUGGCUUGAGACCCAUCACUAGGAUUUAAAGCCCUGUCUCCUCAGGCACAAAGCCCCGACCAAGUCGGGCAUGAAGACAAAACCCCGACCAAGUCGGGUACGAAGACCGGUCUUAGUCAUUCCUCGAGUGGCGACCGUUGCUUACGAAUGGCUCACACAUCCAUUCUACUAAGUAUUUUAUCAUUACAUUAACAAUUCACAUCUCCACUUGUUUAAAGUGACGAACUCCCGAUCGGGAACAUAAAUCCCAAGAAAAAAAAAAUUAUGUAUGAUAAAUGUGUAGGUACGAAGAUGACUUUACUCAUUUUCACCUCGUUUCCACUCGCCUCAAAGAGUGGGGACUGGGGGACUGAGGGGUCAGAGUUUCUAGAUGAGCAGAAAAUAUCACGCAAGAGCAGGAACGAGAGCUGAGUCAGUUGAAGAGGAGCUGAGCUAGAUUGAUUAUGCCGGAGGGGAUUUACCUUCCUUGUUUCAUGUUGGGGGCGCUAGGUGUACUCUUUUUCCCUUUAUUAGGAUUUUUUCCCACUGGGUUUUUCCUAGUAAAGGUUUUUAACGAGGCACCUCCCCAUAAUGGACAAGGGUAGUGGUCCCCCGGCCGAAGAGGAAGAACGUUGCAGAUACAGUUUGGACUACUCCCUUUCGCCUCGAGUACUCUCGACUCAGGGAGUGGGGGACUCCUGAUGGAUUAUAUGGACUCCGACCCCCCGGUAUGCCGACUACUAGGCCUGGACAGCGGCCCACACACGUUUAUCGGAUAUCAUUAAUAUUAUUGUACAUUAUUAUUAUUCAGAUGUUCUAGAUUAGCUUUUUAUACUAUCAAUCCAUUUAUGUAACCGGGUCUGUCAGGCCCAUAUUAGAGGCCCAGACCCGAAUUCUCCCUAUAUAUACUCCUUAUAGGAGGCUUGUAACUCAUAUAACAAAUAUUCAUUCUAUACACAUUUUCUUUUCUUCUCCAUUACUCCUUUUGAUUCUUGUUCAAUUUCUCCUGUUUAUACAAUAUGGGUAUCAAUUAUCCAACAAUAGAGUUCCUUUUUUG
Messenger RNA from Cuscuta epithymum, 2278 nucleotides. The record is from the annotation of a GenBank genome assembly. NCBI's taxonomy places the organism in Eukaryota, Viridiplantae, Streptophyta, Magnoliopsida, Solanales, Convolvulaceae.